Cuscuta campestris is the source of this 2551-nucleotide messenger RNA. The record is from the annotation of a GenBank genome assembly. NCBI's taxonomy places the organism in Eukaryota, Viridiplantae, Streptophyta, Magnoliopsida, Solanales, Convolvulaceae.
GUCUGUCUCUGCUACUCAGAUCCAUAUCUCCUGCAAGUCUUCGCUGAAAUGUUAUUCAAACCUGAAACUGCACUCGUAUGAGGCAUACAUUGCAUUUCAUUUUGUAGAAAGUGAUACCGUUUUCUCUUGCUCGUCGUAGGCGUAUAUAGCAGCGGGGAUGGGAGCUGUGCCAUCAACGCCGCGGUUCACUGGCGAUGCGCGGCAGGAGACAGCGGAGUCUCUGAUUGGAGCUUUUGUUGGAGACAAAUCCUUUGCACUCACCUCGGAUUACUGGGAGAAGCUUCUUCUGCACCCUCUCUACCUCCGUUGGGCCCCUGACCGCGUUCACGAAGCUUGCCGCCUCUUCGCAAAGAACAACUGCAACACAAGGCACCUCGCUAAGUGUCUAGUUCAUCUAAGUUGGUGUUUGCAGGAGUGUGUUUCUGCAUCGGAUGUACAAUCUUUGUCUUUCAUGAAAGCCCUCAAUGCAGCGUACAUCUCAUCUAUUUUUAUGAAAUAUUUGAUUGAGAAUACCAGUUCUGAUAACUUUGAAGAGUUGUACAUAUCUCUAAAUGAAAGCAAGGAGAUGCCACAUAAUCUCUCCCCAGAUGAGAGGAUCGAGCACCUCACUGUGAAUAGUAUCUUUAGCUUUCUUGGAAAUGCAGAUGUUAGUAUGGACUCAUUUCUUCUGCACUAUGAACUGCUUAAUUUCAUGCUCAUCGCCAUGUCAACUCAACUCCUUUCAGGGCCAUCACCAGGCCCUAAUGAUAUGCAUCCUUUCAUUGAUGCUGCAAUGGCACAGCAAAGUUCUUUGGUGAAUAUGGUUGUUCAAAAACUGCUACUUAAUUACAUAACACGACCACGCGUCCAUGCAAGGUACUCGCCUUAUCAGAUAUUUGCUGAAGGGAAUCAGCCUGGUGUUUUACAGAGAGUUGGCUCUGCUGCUGCAAACCUUGUGCUAUUGCCAUUAAAUUACUUUUCCAACUCUAGUGCUGAAGCUUCUAAAAGUUCAUUGGCAGAGAGCAGUCUCAAUAUUUUGCUUAUCCUUAUUCAUUACCGCAAGUGUGUCAGCAUAGACAGUUCACAAGAUGAAAGUGGCCACACUGUUUCAGAUCCUCUCCUUAAGAAAGAAACACGUUUUAUUGAAAAUCCAUACUGUACAGCCUUACAAAAUGCUCGGGAGACUGAAUUUGAUAGUCUUGAUGUUGAAGGGGCUGCACAAAAUGGUCCUAUUGUGAGACUGCCUUUUGCUUCUCUUUUUGAUACCCUUGGGAUGUGCCUGGCUGAUGAGACUUCUGUUCUCCUUCUUUACUCACUUGUCCAUGGGAAUUCUGAUUUUCUAGAAUAUGUUCUGGUCAGGACAGAUCUUGAUACUCUGUUGGUUCCUUUGCUGGAAACACUUUAUAAUGCUCCAAGAAGGGCUCCCAACCAAAUUUACAUGGUCCUAAUCGUCCUUCUUAUACUCAGUCAAGAUUCCUCUUUCAAUGCUAGCAUACACAAACUGAUGCUUCACAGUGUCCCAUGGUACAAAGAGCGUGCCCUUCAUCAAACAUCUUUAGGCUCUCUCAUGGUUAUAAUUCUGACGAGAAUUAUCAACUAUAACCUGUCUAAAUUGCGGGAUAUUUAUCUCCAUACAAAUUGUCUGGCAGCAUUGGCAAAUAUGGCACCACAUGCCCAUCGCCUUAGUGCCUAUGCAUCACAGCGAUUGGUUAGCCUUUUUGAUAUCCUUUCACGCAAAUAUAAUAAAUUAGCUGAGAUGAAAAAUGAUAGGAUGAGUCUUUCCAAUAGUGAAUCGUUGGAAGAAAAUCUACCAGAAGACAGUUCAGCUGAGCUACAUAUAUACACAGACUUCCUCAGGAUUGUUCUGGAAAUACUGAAUGCAAUCUUAACAUAUGCGCUACCUCGAAACCCUGAGGUUGUUUAUGCAAUUUUGCAUAGGCAGGAGGUUUUCCUUCCUUUUAAGAGUCAUCCACGUUUUAAUGAGCUGCUUGAUAACCUCUUUACGGUCUUGGACUUCUUUAACAGCCGCAUGGAUGCACAAAAUAUGGAUGGUGAAUGGUCAGUGGAGAAGGUACUCCAAAUCAUUAUUGUAAAUUGCAGGUCUUGGAGAGGUGAAGGCAUGAAGAUGUUUACGCAAAUGCGUUUUACCUAUGAACAAGAGAGUCAUCCAGAGGAGUUCUUCAUACCAUAUGUGUGGCAGUUGGUUCUAUCUCAGAGUGGUUUGGAUUUUUCCCCGAGUAGCAUAAAUCUUUUUCCUGUUGACAUACCCAUGGAAGAUGAUGGUUUUGCUGGUUCAGAUGCAGACAAGACGCAAAAUGGCGAUCCAAAUGGAAAUAAGCAAGUUGGAAUAUGGGUUGACUGAUCAGUUCCAUAAGUUGGUCAGACGUGUAUAUAUAAUAUAUAUACAUACAUACAUAUGGACAUAUACGCACGCAUUUCCGCAUGUGUGUGUAUACAUCUUACAUAUAUGUUUUCUUCUCAUUCUUUUGUGUUUAUAUAUAGCUCAAGAGUGUGCAGGUGCCAUAAUAUAGUCCAACUUUUUACCAGUGUAUAAUGAAGGAUGAUGCUGGUG